CUGGGGAUGAUGUUGGCUGACGGACGCAGUUCCUCCCACGCCUGCCCUGCAACUAGACUUACACUGUGAUCCCAGCAGACUCCAAGGGCGAGGGAGCUGCUCAGGGGACUCCAGCAGGAUGAUUGUCAGGGCCAUGCCGCCCCUUGUGGCACUGCCCUUCCGGCGCCUGGUCCACACCGCGGCCUCCUGCCGCCCAGCCCCCGGGAGGCACCGAGGACACCACCUCCUGCACACGGUCCCUGCUGCCCACUCGGGGGGGACUGCCCCGGUCUUCACCCAGGCCCUGGCUUUUGGGGACAGGCUCGCCCUCAUUGACCAGCAUGGCCGCCACACCUACCGGGACCUGUACCUCCACAGCCUGCGCCUGUCCCAGGAGAUCUGCAGGCUCCUCGGCUGCGAGGACGGAGACCUGCGGGAUGAGAGGGUCUCCUUCCUGUGUUCCAACGACGUCUCCUACGUCGUCGCCCAGUGGGCCUCAUGGAUGAGUGGCGGCAUCGCAGUCCCCCUCUUCCGGAAGCACCCCGAGGCACAACUGGAGUACUUCAUCCAGGACUCGCGGAGCUCUGUGGUCCUGGCCGGGCCGGAGCAUGUGCAGCUGGUGGGUCCAGUGGCCAGGAGGCUGGGGGUGCCACUCCUACCCCUCCCGCCCACUGUCUACCACGGGGCAGAGGGGGAGCCAGUGGUGGCGCCAGUGCAGGAGUGUGAGUGGCGAGACCGGGGCGCCAUGAUCUUCUACACCAGUGGGACCACGGGGCAGCCCAAGGGCGUGCUGAGCACCCACCGCAACCUCACAGCCAUGGUGACCGGGCUGGUGCAUGCCUGGGCAUGGACGAGCGACGACGUGAUCCUGCAUGUCCUCCCACUGCACCACGUGCACGGCGUGGUCAACAAGCUGCUGUGCCCGCUCUGGGUGGGCGCCACCUGCGUGAUGCUGCCCGAGUUCAACGCGCAGCAGGUUUGGGAAAAGUUCCUAAGUUCUGAAACUCCACGGAUUAACGUGUUUAUGGCCGUGCCUACCAUUUACUCCAAGUUGCUGGAUUACUACGACCAGCACUUCACCCAGCCUCUUGUCCAGGAUUUCGUGCGUGCAGUUUGUGAAGAAAAAAUCAGGCUCAUGGUGUCGGGCUCAGCUGCCCUGCCUGUCCCCCUGCUGGAGAGGUGGAAGAGGGCCACGGGCCACACGCUGCUGGAGCGCUAUGGCAUGACUGAGGUCGGCAUGGCCCUGUCCAGCCCCCUGGCCGGGGCUCGCCUGCCAGGUUCCGUGGGGAACCCCCUGCCCCAAGUGGAGGUGCGCAUCGUCUCAGAGAACCCACAGAGAGACGGCUGCCCAUAUACCGUGCACGCCGAGGGGGACAUGCAGGGGACAAAGGUGACCCCAGGGCACGAGGAGAAGGAAGGGGAGCUGCUGGUCAGGGGACCCUCUGUGUUUCGAGAGUACUGGGAUAAGCCGGAGGAAACGCAGAACGCCUUCACCCCCGAUGGCUGGUUCAGGACAGGGGACACCGCUGUGUUCAAGGACAGCAGUUACUGGAUCCGCGGCCGGACGUCUGUAGACAUCAUCAAGACUGGAGGGUACAAGGUCAGCGCACUGGAGAUCGAGCGGCACCUGCUGGCCCACCCCAGCAUCGCAGAUGUGGCUGUGAUUGGCAUUCCGGACGUGACAUGGGGCCAGCGGGUCACAGCAGUGGUGGCCCUGGAAGCAGGACACUCACUGUCCCACAGUGAUCUCAAGGAGUGGGCCAGGCGCUUCCUGGCCCCCUAUGCUGUGCCCUCAGACCUCCUGCUGGUGGAGGAGAUCCCGCGGAACCAGAUGGGCAAGAUCAACAAGAAGGACCUGGCCAGGCAGUUCUACCCUGAGUGAUCUGUCCGGGGCCAGCGCUUACUGUGGUCCUUGGCCCAGCACCCUCCAUAUAGCACCCGGAUCAGGCUGAACAGAAUCAAGACGCUAUGGGAUGAAAUCACUGCGUGAGGCCUCCCCAGGCACAGGCUCCUGCCGCAGUUCACAGUGGCCCCAGUUGCUGCCAUGUCCACCAUGGCCGGACACCUCCAGUGGCCAAGGCUGCUGGGCUUUCUCCAGGGCAGGUCUUGAGGGACCUCCGGUGUUCCCAGAGAAGGGGAAUGAAAUCGAGGUGGGCCUGCACGUCUGGCCUUGCUGUCCACUCGCCGUGCACCUCCGAGCUGCGUGGCUGGGCCGUGUGGUCGCCGUGUGCUGGGUGCCCUGCAGGACCAGCCCACACCAGCCCUGCCCCUGUGCCCCGAAGGCUCCCACCCCAGGCACAGCCAUCGCCCUUCUCGUGACUGUGUCUGCCACGUGCGCUGCAGGGAGCUCAGUGUCCUCUGGGCUGUCCCCAGACAGCCCUGCGGCUGCUCUUCAGGGACCCUCGGCCCCACCGCCCGCAGCGCAGGACCUGCUGGGCCUCCGGUCUCUCCCCGCACCACUCGCUCCAGCUGCUGUCUGUGUCGUCUCCUGGCUCCCCGCUCUGCCCUCCGCAGCCCUCACAAGGCCCGUGCAGAGCCGCAGCCGCCACCUCUGCACCCCGGGUCACACCCGCUCAGGUGCGGUGUCGCCAGCCACAGCAGGUCACAGCCUCUCGGUGGUGGGUUGGUCCCCGCCCCGCCCAGCUCCCACAGGAGACUCGGACACAGGCAGUGGUCACUGGCCACCCGGCCUUGUGCUGUCCUCACAGCUGGCCUGGGGGUCCAUUCUUCCCCCAGGAGCUCUCCGCCAGGAGGCACUCAGGUCAGCCUGGGUCUGAGGCAGCUGCGGAAGUCCCUUCUGCUGGGGAAACAACUGAACUCCACACUGCCGGAUUAAGUGUGUAGAUUUCACACUUUUUUUUUUUUUUGAGAGAGCAUCUUGCUGUGUAGUUCAGACUGGCCUUGAACUCACUUUGCAAUGCUCCUCCUGCCUCAGCCUCUUGAGUGCUGGGGUUACAGGUGUGUGCCAUGCUGCCCGGCUGAUUUCACACUCUUAACUUGUUUGAUUCUGAAGUUUUGAUUCCUAAGGUUUCCAUAACCAUCUGACUUAUGUCCUAGUCUCUGUCAAACACCCUCUUAGUCAUGACAGAAUGCAUGCCUUCACCCCCGCCAUUCCCUGCGGACAGCGGUCAGGACCAGCGUCUGCGUCACCUGGACUCCUGCAUCCGCCCUGGCUCUCCCCCGCGCCCAGAGGCCCUGUUGCGCAGCUUCCUGCUCGCUGAAGGCCGCUGCAUCCUGGCUCAGCACCUGGUCUCUGUGGCUUCUGGGAGGGAAGCGACUCGGACCCCAGGCAAGGGCAGGGUGCUUGGGGAGCUGCAGGCCCCUGCUGGGGACUGUGGAUGUCAGGGAUGGCGGCCAGGCCCUCGGGCCCCUGUGCAACCCUGAGUUGUCCUGCUGCCCUCCCGGCCUGUGGAGCCACCCUUUAGGUGGGCAUUGGGAACGUGUGAGGCAGGGCCGUCCCACGGAGCUGCAGGGACGCGUGGGUGCCGACGCCCAGCUCUUCCUCUCCCCGCCUCCUCCAGUCCACCUGAGCUUCCCCACACAGCGCUGAGGUCCCUGCAGUCAGAGUUGCACAGGCCACGGUGAGCUAGGGGUAGCUGGUGCUUGCUUCUGACCCUGCCAGGAGGAAAGGGGGCACACAGGCACAUCCCACCCAUGCCCAUGGCCAGGAGGCCAGGGUGGCCCCUCUGAGGCCCCUCGCCGUCUGUCUUCUGGCACUGCUGGGAGUGCUGGGGAUGGCUGGGAUAUGGCAUUUCUAGCCCUCAGAGCUCGACCCAAUGGGCACCCCGCCCUGCACCUGCUGGGGCUUCUUCCGCUCCCACAGCUCCCACAGCACAGUCUGCAGAUGGAGCAGUGACUGGCGUCCUGCCAUAGCCUGGGAGAGGACAGCGGCUGGGACCAGCACGGCCCCGGGCUUUCUAAACAGGGCCAGUCAAACGUCAGAGGAGAAACCAAGCCUGUGCAGCAGCCCCUCCCUUGGAGCGCUCGCUUCGGGCUGGGCCGGGAGCUGUAGAAGCCCCAGGUGGUGGACACUCCUUACAGUGGGACCCUGGUGCACCAGCCACGUCCUGUGAGGCGGCCCCAUCGGGGUCAGCAGGGCUGAGGCCUCAGACGCCCGUCCUCACCCUGGGACCUGUGGCUGGUGUAGAGGAAGAGCAGCAGCUCACUUAGGACAGGGCAGUCCUGUGACCCCGGCCCAGGGUCACCGCAGGGUUGGGGGUGGGUGAGGCAGGAUUCAGGUGGUGGGAGGCUGGCUGGCCCCGUGGAGGACAGCUCUGGGAGGAGCACAGCAGGUGGGGCUCAGGACGGCAGCGGCCCCGACACCGGAUGUGGCAAACCCUCGAGGCCACCUUGGUAGCCCUAACCCACACGGCGGCUGCUGACUUGAGAGGUCUGGGGGCUCGUGCAGGGCCACCCUGGUCUUGUCGGGGCCUGGCUUGUCCUAUCCCCACUAUGGCUUCCUCCAUGACACCUCUGCCUAUGGCCAAGCGGACUUCCUGUGCCUCUCAAGGGAGAGCGGAUGGCAGGGCCAGGCCCACUUGGGCCACAGCAGCAGGAAGGGCAGGCCGGGCACAGCUGUGCCCUCUGCCCAGCCUAGCCAGCCUAGCCUGCGUGUGGGUCCCCAAGUUGACAUUUUCUCACAGCAGACGCACCUCCCGCUAAGCACAUGGCCCCUCAUCUGUGGAGAGGGCCAGCUGCUGCAGUUGAGGGCCUGAGGAGGAGCAGUUUGGAAAACACCUUCCAGAACAUUCUGUGCCAGCUCCCAGCGACUGCAGGCUGGGCGGCAGGUUUCUUCUUGGUCCUCAGUCCCAAGGAGUCAGAGCAAAAGAUGGCACAGGUGCCCCGGCCAAGCUGCCCUCCUUGCACAGGUGGUGGCUUAGGGUCACAUCCAGGCAGGGGCAUGGCUGCUCAUCUGGCUUCCCUGCGUCUGACGCCGCCCCUCCUGAGCCCAUCUGGUUCCUGUGGGCCCUAGGCUGUGACCUCUGACCCUGACUCGGGCCCAGGCCACGCGCACCUGGGCGCCCGCCUGUCUCCUUCCUGCGGCCCCUCCCACCGUCCCUGGGGUCCGCGCAGGGCCCUGAGUGUGAGCAUGUCAGCUGUGUGCACAGACACCUGCGUGUGCAGCAGAAGUGAGCACCCACAGGCUGCGUGUCCCUCUGCAAAAGCAGCCACUGGCAGCCAGGAGUCCCUCAGGGGGGCGUCUGCUUGGGUUGGUGAGCGGGAGAGACAGGCACGAGUGUGCGUGUGCACAUGUACAUUACACAAGUCACCCGCAGGUGUGCACAGAUGUGUGUGUCAAGCCACAGGGUGGUAUUCAGAUACUUUUUUUUUUUGGUACCAGGAAUUGAACUCACAACCUUGUGCUUGCUAGGCAGGCAUUGUGCCAUUGAGCUACAUCCCCGGCCCCAACAGGCUGGUAUUUAAAUGCCCCUCUUGGUGCCCUUUCACCCUCUGCCUCCCGUGACUUCACGUCGUGAGCACUGAGCCCAACCCGAGGAGCGGCCACAGUGGCCCCACGGGGACCGUGGGGUUGCUGACAUAGUGACCCCCAUUUCUCAAUCCUGCCCGACUCCCUGCAGGGUUUUCUUGUCGCCGUUCUCUUGUGUUGGAUCAAUAACAUUCUCUACAUGUUUCUUGGCGUGUUUGAAUAUUAUAAGCUAAAUUUCUGUUCUUUGGUGAGUAUCCCUAACAUUUCUAGACAGAGAAGCCAGAGCCCAGCUGAUGCAGCACUCACCUUGCACGCGCAAGGUCCUGCUUUGACCCGCAGCCCUGGAAGGAGGAAGCAACCACACCCGAGGUGAGGAGCUGGCGCAGCUGGGUCUCUCGUGCCAUUCUAGUCAGUCCUCGCAUGGCCCCGCGGGCCGCUGACCGUCACUGUCCCUGCUGCCGCCCUGUUUUCCUACAGUCACCUUGUUUUGUCUGACAUAAAGUUGACGUGCUUUGUUUUCA
Messenger RNA from Chinchilla lanigera (long-tailed chinchilla), 5928 nucleotides. RefSeq names its product acyl-CoA synthetase family member 3 (gene Acsf3). Lineage: Eukaryota; Metazoa; Chordata; Mammalia; Rodentia; Chinchillidae. Gene Ontology annotation, biological process: fatty acid metabolic process. Gene Ontology annotation, molecular function: medium-chain fatty acid-CoA ligase activity. Bases 119 to 1861 code for a protein of 580 amino acids. The transcript has 10 exons. The record is from RefSeq and is a predicted model, not a curated record.